This is a messenger RNA of Candidozyma auris, 4293 nucleotides long. Its product is annotated as putative helicase. Gene Ontology annotation, molecular function: ATP binding; RNA binding; protein binding. The transcript has a single exon. Gene Ontology annotation, cellular component: intracellular anatomical structure. The record is from RefSeq and is a predicted model, not a curated record. Bases 1 to 4293 code for a protein of 1430 amino acids. NCBI's taxonomy places the organism in Eukaryota, Fungi, Ascomycota, Pichiomycetes, Serinales, Metschnikowiaceae.
AUGGCAAAGAAAAAGGCUCCGCUGCCUGCUCCUGAAGUAAAAGGGAAAAAGGGCCAGGCAAUGAAGGGUGCAGAGCCUUCAGUUGGAAAAGGGAAGAAGUCAAAGAGCAGCACACCUGAAGUUGCAAAUGGAGAACCUCAGAAGCCUCAACGUGGAUUGGCCAUUGGUGAUAACUUUGGAUGGACAGGAAAGCUUCCGGCUACCCUUUUGUACGAGUUUUGCCAGAAGCAGAAGUGGAACAAAGUCAUCUUCGACAUGAAGAAGACACCAAAGGGUUUCAUUGGAAUUGCAGAUCUCAGCUGGGAGAACCCCAAGACUAAAGAGGUGAUUCAUGUGAAGAUGAUGCCUGAUACACAACUCCUUUCUCCCAGAGAAACUACCAAUGAGGCCAGACAUUUCGCAGCCACUUAUGCUAUGCAUCGCCUUAACUACGUAAAAAAUCUACGGAUGGUCUUGCCCACCAUUUUUAGAGAUUUUUGGUCGGACUUAGAGAAUCAUAGACAGGAGUUGCUCAAAAAAAGUAAGACCGAACACGACAAAAUCUAUAAUGCCAAUCCAUUUCAAGUGUACUUGGAAGAGAAGGCCGCCAACGAGAAGAAAGCCAAGGAAAGAGAAGCGAAGGCUAAUAAUGAUGCCAAGAUCAAUGCACCCAAGACAAGUAUAUCCAUUGGAACUCAGCCCCAGAAAAAGACCGUGCGAGCUAAACAGGAUGUCAAUAAGAUUGUCAAACCACGCACGCCUACCGUCCAGCCUACAUUCAGCAAAAAAGCAUGGGAGACCGCACCAUUCGUUGACUUCCCCGUUGAUAUCAGAACUUCUAUCGAAAGACAAAUUAAAGAUCAUAUUACAUGGAUACAGGAGGAGGAAGAAGCGUCUUUCGAUGAGCAAAGUAGACAACAAUGGAGAUCCGACCUCAUUGCGCUCGAAUUCAGGGAGAGCCAUGUUGAUGAGGCUCUUACACAUACACAUUCAUUCACAGAUGCUUUGGAAUGGCUUCUAUUCCACAUUCCAGACGACGAUCUACCCGUAUUUUUCGCCAAAAGAGAGGAAGAUACCGGUGUCUCACUUAAAAUUUCCAAGGAUAUUCAGACAGAGUAUCUUCUUCAAAGGCUCGCGCAUUCUGGUUGUGACAAGGAUGAUAUAAUCGAGGCAUUGAGAGAGAAUGAUGGCAAGGAGGUCGAGACAGCUAUCAAGUUGUGCUACAACACAAUCGAUUAUGUGCCUGAAAGAAACCCUAAGCCUGAUUCUAAGAACAUGUGGGUGGAGGAGAUAGAGAGUAUACAAAUGAUUGGCUCAAACAACGUUGAGUUCAUUGAUGAUGAAAAAAGAAUUGUGACAGCUAGUCUCAAUGUGGAGGGCCUUGAGAACGACAUUCUUCUGGUCAAACUUUUCAUGCCUGAAGCAUAUCCUGAUGUUCUACCUGGCGUCCAGAUAGUGAUCAACAAUCUGUCUCACAAACUAGCGAACUAUAUCAAGUUGGCAAUUAUUCGCCGACUUUUGAAUCAUGUUCUUGAAUGUAAUUUGCUUGGCGAAUGUUACAUUUAUUUCAUGAUUGAGUGGCUCGAGUCAAACAUUGGUGAAAUUAUAAAAAACCCAGGACCUUUGAGCAGUAACUCACAAGCAAUUUCUCCGAAAAACAAAACCUCGAAAAACAAAAUUUUGAAAAAGAGCUCCUCUCGGGAAAGAGGUGCUUUGACAGACGAGGACAUAGAGCAACUCAAGAAAGAGUUUGCGGAGAGAAACAACUCGAUUCGAUUUAAGAAGUCUGUCGAGGAGAGGGCUAAGCUCCCUGCUUGGAAUAAGAGGGAGAAGCUCGUCAGUAUCAUAAACUCCAACAAAGUCACUUUAGUGACUGGUGAAACUGGUUCGGGUAAGAGUACACAGAUUGUGCAGUUCAUCAUGGACGAUUUGAAUGCUAAAGGUGAUUUCAGCAGUACAAUUAUAUGUACUCAGCCUCGAAGAAUCUCCACAAUUGGACUUGCGGAUCGUAUCUCUGAAGAACGUAUCCUGAAUGUUGGCAAGGAAGUGGGGUACAUCAUUCGUGGUGAGAACAAGACCUGUAAAGCGACAAGACUUCUGUUCGUGACCACAGGUGUCUUACUAAGGAUGCUUCAGUCUUUAUUAUCGAAUGACAAGUCGGCAGAUGUUUCGAUGUUCGAUAGACUUCAGUAUAUUUUCAUUGAUGAGGUGCAUGAAAGAUCCGUUGAUAGCGACUUUCUUCUCAUCAUUCUCAAAAAGAUCAUGGAUAGAUUUCCCACGUUGAAGAUUGUGCUCAUGUCUGCAACUAUUAACACCGAAGCAUUCAUGAAGUUCUUCCCAACUCAGGUGAAUCACAUUCACAUUGAAGGAAGAACAUUUCCCAUCGAAGAUCAGUACUUAGACACUAUUCUCCAUGAUUUGGAUUAUAGUUUCACCAAUUACAAUGGCGAGGUGAUCAAGCCAAAAGCAGACUCACACUACUUCAAAACUGGUACAGCAAACUACGAUCUCGUUGCCAAACUUUGCCUUUUGGUUGAUGAAAGAGUACGGGUGGAGGGAAACUCAGGCUCCAUUUUGAUAUUCUUACCCGGUGUCAUGGAGAUUAACAAAUGUAUACAAAAGAUUGAAUCAGAAUAUGAUGGACAGGGUAUCGCUUGUUGGUGUUUACCUCUCCAUUCUACUCUCUCAUCAAAAGAUCAAACCAGGGUUUUUAAGAAGCCUCCUGCUGGCACGAGAAAGAUUGUGGUUUCGACAAACAUUGCUGAGACGUCAAUCACCAUUCCUGAUUGUGUAGUGGUUAUUGAUAGUGGACGUUCAAAAAGCGUGUUUUUUGACCCCCAAGCUAACGUUACUAAACUUGUUGAAAGCUGGUGUUCUCGAGCGGAGAUGUCACAAAGAAGAGGUCGUUCCGGACGUAUACAGAAUGGUACAUGCUACCACUUGUAUACAAAAGAAACCUUUGAUCUGGUGACGGCUCAGCCUAUACCAGAAAUAAAAAGAGUGAGACUAGACAACUUGUACUUGAUUGUGAAAGCAAUGGGCAUAAAGAAGGUCGAUGAAUUCUUGAGUGAUGGACUUGAUCCUCCUGAUAUGCUGACAAUUAAAAAGACCAAAGCAAUGCUUGAGGAAUUGGGUGCAUUGGAUACCUCAGGUGCCAAUGAAACAUUGACUCACUUGGGUAGGUAUCUCUCAUUCAUUCCCACCGAUCUUCAACUGGGAAAGCUUUUGAUUUUGGGAUGUAUAUUUUCUUGCGUGGAAAUUUGUCUCACACUCGCAGCAAUAAGCUCAACUGGCAGCCCCUUCCUAAACAACUUUGAGAAAAGUGAUGAUAUUCGUCUGGUAAAAGCAAGAAUUGGCAAACAACAAGGCGACUACGUUGCAUCAGCCUUGGCAUACCAUGAGUACGCUUUGCUUGAUAGCAAAGAAAAGAGGAAGUACAUUGCUGCCAAUCACUUAUCAUACUUAAAAUUGCAAGAAAUUCAGUCUACUAGAACUCAGUAUGUCCUGAUUUUGAAAGAAAUUGGUUUCCUUCCUUUCAAGUACCACAAAGAUAAACUAGAAGGGAAGGUAUUGAACAAGAAUAAUGAUAACUUUGACAUAGUUAGGGCUAUUAUCACAGGCUCUUUCACACCACAACUCGCAAGAGUCCAACUCCCUGAUGCUAAAUAUGCCCAAACUUUGGGAGGGGCUGUUGAAAUAGAUCCAGAUGCCAAGAAAACAAAAUUCUGGAUAAGAAACGAAAAGUACAUCGAGGAAAUCUUAGAUAGCAAGGAAUCGAAAGAAUUGCCGGCGACGAGGGUAUUUAUUCAUCCAUCAUCUAUGUUGUUCUCAACUUCCCCAGCUGGCGCAUCAAUUCCAAAUCUUGAGGACCUUACUUUGGAAGAUGGAUCUAUAGACAUGCAGAGGGCCCGAGAGCAAUUUGACAUGACUCCAGCAGCUGCUCUGUCUAGCAAGGGUCUUCAUAAAUCGCCGUUUGUGGUGUACAAUUCGUCUAGCUUCACCUCAAAACACUUCCUUCGUGAAAUCACGCCAACCAGUACAAUCACAGCACUUCUUUUUGGCGGCGACAUUUCAUAUGACUUAAGUGUUCUGGCGUCUGCAGCACGCAAGUGUCCAGGAAUUGUUCUUGAUCGCUGGCAACCGAUCAGGACUUGGUGCAAAAAUGGUGUGCUCAUAAAGAGACUUAGACAACUUUUGGACAGAGUAAUUGACAAUAAACUCUCCAGUACGUUGUCAGAGAUGUCAGAGGUUGCAGAUGAGGCAGUGAUUGACGUUGUUGUAAAGGUCUUGACUAUUGAAACAAGACAAAGGUAG